AUGCGUAUCCAAGAGCAUAUUGAUGCGGUGCCGAAGGAGUUGAAUGAUUUACAGGCGUCUUGUCUCCAGGUCCUGCAAGAGGCUUUGUGUCUGGUCGAGUUCCCCAAGUGUAAAGGACAGACGCAACAAGUCCUCCCAGUCUGUCAUUCCGUCAGGGAGCGUGUAGAGAGGAUCUGCUCAGAACCAUUCCAGAAACCGCACGCGGAGGGAUCGACUAACAACGACGAGAACGAUGAGGCAUCGAUCACUAUAGCAAGGAUCCGGAACCAACUCUUCCCCCCCGCAGCAUUGAACCCCAAGCGAUGGGCUGCCUCGGCUGCUGUACAGGAGCCCGACUGCGUCUCGUGGGAUGACCAUGGGCUUGGAUCUGCACCAAUUGAUAAUAUCCGUAUUGUCAAUGAUCUGGUUGACGAUCCGGCUGUUGAUGAUGAGGCUAAGGUUGGAGAUGUGUUGGUGAGGAAUGCUUUGGAGACGCGACAUUUGAGUCGUCGGGAAAGGGGGUCUAAGAAGCAUCAUCACCAUCACCACCACAAGGCGCAGAAGCGUGAUGCCAGCUCUGUCUCGUCGGAAAAGGAAGAGAAUAAGAAGGCGGAGGCAAAGGCGGUUGUUGCGCCACAGAUCGCCAUCCAUGCCGACACGCCUUCUGCCCAGGGUACAUAUGCGAUCGACAAGGACGAGCCCAAAUUCAGCAUCUCCAAGCCUGCCGCUGUUGCUGCUGACAAGGGCAAGAAGGUCGAUGAUUCUAAGGUCCUUGUCCAUGAGACCUUGGGUCACUCCGAGUCUUCUGGCGACAGCCCAGGCCAGCGGGUCCUGAUCCAGGGUGGAUCUAGUGACAAUGCCGAUCCCGCCAAGUCUGUCGAGAACUUGGGCAAAGCCAGCGAGGGUCAUCCUGUCGACAAGGAUGCGGGAGAGGCUGCAGGUGGCGAUACGCACACUAACAAAGGGACUGUCUUGUUGGCAGCGGUUCCGAUCUUGUUGGUCAUGGGUGCCAUUGCUGGGUUCACGAUCUACCGUCGGUACCAUGAGAACAGCUUCAACCAAGGUGGACGGAAUGAUUCUCGAGAUGAUCAUCCCAACGACGGCUACCACCAGCGAGAUCUGCCGAUAAGGAAGGGGUCGCCGAUUCAUUUCGACCGCACAUUCCUGAAUACCAUGCACUCCCCGCCCCCAACAGCAACAUACCUUCACGAUCCCGACAGCCCCAGUCGCAACUACCACCAACACUCCCCAACCUCCAUCGCCGCCGGUAACUCACUCAAGCGCCCUACACCCUCUGCGGGAUCCGUAGGCAAGAACCGGUUCCAGGAACUCUCGCGCAGCUAUGAUUUCGGAGCCGGCUUACGGUCUAUCAAGAAUGCACUUACGAGAAGUGGAAAUAACUCUAGGGAGGGUGCGUUGAACCACACUGGGAAUGGAAGUGGGUCUGGGUCAGCGGGUUCUCUGAGUGGAAGGAAUUCGAGCCAGUAUGCGGGAGCGUUUGGGGCGGGUGGGCACUCGAUUGCCAAGAUUGGGUCGCAUCCGGGCUUGAACGCGUCAGAGAGGCAGCAGCUUCAGGCGCAGUUUGGAAGUGGUAUUGGUGGAUCUGGAUCUUCGUCUUCGGCGGCUGUAGCAGCAGCGCGGUUCCCUGAUGUUCAUAACACGGCCGCACAGGAGCACUCGAUUGUCUGGGGACAGUACUCAGCCAACGAUGAACAUGAUGUCUACCAUGAUGUCAGCUCCGCCUUGGCCUCGAGCCUUGGAGCAGCUCGCAAGUCUGGAUCGACCAACUCGUUGACCAUGCUGAACAGUAGCGGCAAGUACAGCCAUCACCACCGCCAGCGAUCGUCGGACCGACAACAGCAGCAGCAGCGUGCAGGCUCACCCCGCGACAGUAUCGGCGACUUUCUCGCACCGGAGUCGCCUUCAAUGCUCACCCGCGAAGAACUCAUGCGCCGUCGAGACCUCUACUCCGAAGGCUACACUUUUGGAUCCGAGACAGCCUCUAUCAGCGACGACGCACAUUCCGGAACCGACCUCCUCUUUGAUGCCCGCGACAAUUUCUUUGACCUCGGCGGGUCCGAGAAGAUUGCAGCCGCCGCCGCCGCCUCGGCCCAUAUGAUUGACGAGGAGAUGGACAUGUACCUCGAAAUGGAGAAGGAGGAGUCCCCCUUCGUUGUGGACGAUUAUAACUCGAUGAACCCGAGCCCCUAUGAGCCCAAAGUCCUGACGCGACAGAUGCUUGAGCGCCGCCAGUCGAUCCAGAAGACUGCUGCCUUGAGGGAGAAGGAGAUCUCGGAAAAGUCUACCAUCGUUGCGACGGAUGUUGGGAAUGAUGAGGCUGCGGCGAAGGUGGCGAGGUUACAGUCGAAGAAGGAUAAGCGCAAGUUGGCAAAACAGGCCAAGAAGCAACACAAGCAGCAGGGAACCGCAACAAAGAUGGAGGAGGUGUUUGAUGAGAAGCAGGCGAUGCAGGCUCAGGAUGAUGCUGCGGUGGUGACGGAUACUGAGGCGGAGCAGGCGACACAUGUUCUUGGAUGCGAUUCUCCAGACUGGAGGGAGUAG
Molecule: messenger RNA, 2541 nt
Organism: Linnemannia hyalina
Lineage: Eukaryota; Fungi; Mortierellomycota; Mortierellomycetes; Mortierellales; Mortierellaceae
Source: the annotation of a GenBank genome assembly